Messenger RNA from Coniophora puteana RWD-64-598 SS2, 1209 nucleotides. RefSeq lists its product as uncharacterized. The record is from RefSeq and is a predicted model, not a curated record. The transcript has a single exon. NCBI's taxonomy places the organism in Eukaryota, Fungi, Basidiomycota, Agaricomycetes, Boletales, Coniophoraceae. The coding region runs from base 1 to 1209 and encodes 402 amino acids.
AUGACACUCUCCGUCAUGCAACUGGUGUGCGACCACCCUCUGUCCACGAACUACGAAAACGACACACACGACGCCACCACCACUCCCGAGCCCGAGCUCAGCCCGAGCCUCAGCCCCUCAGCGUCCCUGUACCACACCAUCCUCGCGAGAUACUUCCACGCGUCCCACCAGAGCAGUGGCACCCCCGGGCCGUCGCACCAGAGCGCAAGCAUCAACACGGGGCAAGCGCUCGAUAUGGCGCUCUACAUAUGCCAGAUUCCACCAGCGGACAGGGGCGCGCCCGAGCACGCGUUUCUCGAGCGCGUCGCCGCUGUGGUCUCGCUGGACCUGUACAAGCGCCCGGGCGGACACGCGCCUGCAGCUUGUGGGGCGCUGUACACGGGCAGCGAGGAGGAGGUGGAGAUAAAGGUCGAGGUCGAUGUGAAGGUCUAUCGGAAUCGAAGUCGCGUGCGGACGGCGUCUGUAUCGGCGUUAUGCAAGGGAAAGGAGCUGACGAACGGCGACUCGGAUAUCGAUGGUGAUGAUGGGACGCCAAAGGAACACUGGGACGUCACCGUGCACUGGCCCAAACCCCCGCGCGAGCGUGUAUGUCUCUGCAAGCGCGACCAAGCGUGCACAUGCGACCAGCUACAAUGGACACCCUCCCAAUCCAUCAACUUCCGCAACGACCGCUGCUGCCUCUCCAAUUCCAACCCCAACCCCAACCCCACUUCAUUACCAUCUCCCACCUCAGAGACCGAGAACGCACCAUGGGAGUCCGAGUCGGACCUCAUCACAUCCACGACAUUCACCGCCACACUGCACGACCCCCUCGCACGCACAUACUUCCUGCACUACGGACACACCGAGCCCAUGCGCACCCUGCUCGACGACGCCGAGCGCAAAGCGAUCAACGUCGCCUCCCUCCCGUCCCAAAGAGCAGGCGACGGCUGGGCGUGCCUGUAUCACCGCGCGCUCGAGCGCUUCCUCGCGGCGUGCUGCUGCAACCUCGCCUGUUCCCCCGCCUCGGAGCACAUUCUCACCUCCGGCGGGCUGGUUUCGCGCCGGGAGGACUUUGAUAGGGUCUGGAGAGGCACCGUCGAGGGGAGGCGGAGGGCGCAGCCCGAGAUCGCUGAGCUGAAGCGCUUUUCGUACAGUCCGGUUGGCGGUAACAGUGCGACUGCCCCCGCCGGGCCGGGGCCCUCCAAGACUCCAGUCAAGAAAAAGUGA